GAGGCUGUGCCACAUAUUCCAAAAGUUCAUGUUACAGCUCGGCAUUGAUCCUCCUGUAGUUGUCAGUCGGUCAAGGCAGCGGUGUGUCCACUGUCCAACUGAACAAGAAAGGAAGCUUUUAAGAAGAUAAGGUCGUCGUAAAACCCCACCAUCAUGCGCGAAAUAGUGCACAUACAGGCUGGUCAGUGCGGCAACCAAAUAGGAACUAAGUUUUGGGAAGUCAUUAGUGAUGAACAUGGCAUCGAUCCAGCAGGAGGCUACAUUGGAGACUCGGCCCUGCAGCUGGAGAGGAUCAAUGUCUACUAUACUGAAUCAUCGUGCCAGAAAUAUGUACCUAGAUCAAUUCUAGUAGACUUGGAGCCAGGAACAAUGGAUAGUAUCCGAUCAGGCCCUCUUAGUCAACUGUUUAGACCUGACAACUUUAUCUUUGGACAAACGGGUGCAGGAAACAACUGGGCAAAAGGACAUUAUACAGAAGGGGCAGAGCUAAUGGACUCUGUACUUGAUGUAAUGAGAAAAGAAUGUGAACACUGUGACUGUCUUCAAGGAUUUCAGCUCACUCACUCACUAGGAGGUGGUACUGGCUCUGGAAUGGGGACACUACUUAUUAGUAAAAUCCGUGAAGAGUAUCCUGACAGAAUAAUGAACACCUUUAGUGUAAUGCCAUCACCUAAAGUAUCAGACACUGUUGUUGAGCCAUACAAUGCCACACUGUCUGUACAUCAAUUAGUCGAGAACACAGAUGAAACUUAUUGCAUAGAUAAUGAAGCCUUGUAUGACAUAUGCUUCCGUACAUUGAAACUUACCAAUCCAACAUAUGGGGAUCUGAACCACCUAGUGUCAGCUACAAUGAGUGGGGUGACAACAUCUUUACGGUUUCCUGGUCAACUGAAUGCAGAUCUUAGAAAGCUAGCUGUGAACAUGGUUCCCUUCCCUCGUCUUCAUUUCUUUAUGCCUGGUUUUGCACCACUUACACCUCGUGGAAGUCAGCAGUAUCGUGCACUGACAGUCCCAGAACUAACACAGCAAAUGUUUGAUGCCAAGAACAUGAUGGCUGCCUGUGAUCCAAGGCAUGGGCGCUAUCUGACUGUUGCCACUGUAUUCAGAGGUCACAUGUCCAUGAAGGAAGUGGAUGAGCAGAUGUUAGCUGUUCAGAAUAAGAACAGCAGUUUAUUCGUGGAAUGGAUUCCCAAUAAUGUUAAAGUAGCAGUAUGUGACAUUGCACCCCGUGGACUCAAGAUGGCUGCCACUUUUAUUGGGAACAGCACAGCCAUUCAGGAGCUAUUCAAAAGGAUCUCUGAGCAGUUUUCUGCAAUGUUUAAAAGGAAAGCUUUCCUUCACUGGUUUACAGGUGAAGGAAUGGAUGAGAUGGAAUUCACAGAAGCAGAGAGUAAUAUGAAUGACCUGGUGUCAGAGUACCAACAGUACCAGGAUGCUACAGUGGAUGGAGAAGAAGCAUUUGAUGAAGAGGAAGAGGAAGUCAAUGAAUAAAUCACAUUUCUAAUCCACUGAUAUAUAUUUGGACACUGAUAUUUCUUUUGAAAAACAAAACAAAAAACAAAACAAAGAAACACUUUUAAAUGCUAUCCUCAUCACCAGAAUUUUUUUGAUAGUGCAUAAAUGUUUUAAAAAUUAAGAUGAAAAAUGCCAACAUGUUCUGUUAUAGAUGCACAACAGACUAAGUUGUGCAUUACUGGGUUAUUUUGCUGUCUAAAAUAAAGAAAAAUAUAUAAAAAAAUGCAUCUUGGAGCCUAGAUCAAGAGAAACGUAAAUGUCACUGCUGAAAAGUGACCAGCUGUAGAAAAUAUUUACCAGGACUUCAAGUAGUCCUAAAACAAUGAUUACUAUUCCUUACUUCUUUGACAUAGAUGCGUAGGAGUUGUUGAAGGUAUGUUUUUUUUGUCUUUCAAACACUGUGUACAUUUCACCACUUACAUAUUACAGCUUCACUCUACGAUUGCAUAGCAAAGACCUGAAAUGAGGUGUAACACAUCAUAAAUUUUCCUUUGUAAUCAUUUUCAGCAAAAGGAACCUAAUGCAACUGAUUCAAGCUUAUCACUCAUAUGCAAGGAGUGUAUUUACUGGGCCUGCUCCUUUCUGUCAUCUGUUUCUCUGAAGUGGAAGGAAAUGUUGAAAGGUUAUGGCUAAGUUUGCAGAUGAUUGCAAGUGGGGAGGUUAUCAUCAUAUCCCAAGACCUAUGUCAACCAUCCUGGCGAAUUACCAUGUUGAUAUUACACCCCUACGAGUCAACCCAGUGGUUAGGGAUGUGGGUAUGCACAUCCACAGUAGCAUCACCCUUGACCACCAUGUGACCACAGUGGUGAGAAAAUCCUUUCAAGUUGCAUAAAGGGACAAUUCCAGUGUUUAAAAUUAGGGUCCGAGUUAAGUUGACAGAAGUCAUGCCCACUUAGACACGUCACUUUCAUUCCCACCCACAGUGUCAUUUUACUUUUAAAUAUCCUGUAAAUCCACAAUCCAGUCUUGUUUCAGCUCCCAGGAUAAACUAAUCGUUGGAUUUGUGUUCCUCUCUGAUUUACAUUGGAUUGGGGAACUAUGCCCCCAGCUCGUGGCUCAUAAUUAAAAUAAAGACAGCUGUGCCAGGGAAAAAGGGACAUCAGUGUACACUAAUUUUUAAAGUUUGCAGCACUCAUGCUUCUACAGAUGUACAAGCAGCCCACUCAUAAAAAAUAGUACAUUUGUCUAGUAGUAUUCAGAAAUCAGCACAUAUCAAACUAGAAGCUGAAAAAGGAACAGAAGAGUAUGUCUACUAAUGCCCCAACCUUCUAUCACACACUUCCUUUCUGUAGAAUUACUAGCAGGUCAGAAAGUCACUACACCAGACUAGUAUUUAAAAAAUCAGAAUAGUGUAAAACAUGAAACAGAGAAAUAUGGUUUUGACUACCGUUUGCCUGACUCAGAUACUUUCUAUAGGUAGAAGCCAUGUCAUAAAAUUGUUGUAGAUGGCCUGGAUUCACAAUCUCUGCAGAAUAAAUAUGAAAUGAAAGUAA
Protopterus annectens (West African lungfish) is the source of this 3008-nucleotide messenger RNA. RefSeq names its product tubulin beta 6 class V (gene TUBB6). NCBI's taxonomy places the organism in Eukaryota, Metazoa, Chordata, Ceratodontiformes, Protopteridae. The transcript is spliced from 4 exons. The record is from RefSeq and is a predicted model, not a curated record. Gene Ontology annotation, cellular component: cytoplasm; microtubule. The coding region runs from base 154 to 1491 and encodes 445 amino acids. Gene Ontology annotation, biological process: mitotic cell cycle; microtubule cytoskeleton organization. Gene Ontology annotation, molecular function: GTPase activity; GTP binding; structural constituent of cytoskeleton.